Molecule: messenger RNA, 504 nt
Organism: Alnus glutinosa
Lineage: Eukaryota; Viridiplantae; Streptophyta; Magnoliopsida; Fagales; Betulaceae
Product: probable strigolactone esterase DAD2
Exons: 2
Coding region: 1-504 (167 amino acids)
Source: RefSeq, a predicted model, not a curated record
AUGAUUGGAAUUUUAGCUUCCAUUCGCCACCCUGAGCUCUUCACCAAGCUCGUCCUCGUCGGCGCUUCUCCAAGAUUCUUAAACGACAGUGAUUACCACGUUGGAUUCAAGCGAGGCAAAGUUGAAGGAGUGUUGUCUGCAAUUGAGGCAGAUUUCGACGCGUGGGUCAACGGGUUCGCACCAUUGGCCGUUGGCGCCGAUGUCCCAGACGCGGUUCGGGAAUUCAGUCGUACUCUAUUCAACAUGAGGCCGGACAUAUCCUUAUUCGUCUCGGGAACCUAUUUCAAUAGCGAUCUGAGGGGCAUUUUGGGCCUAGUCAAGGUACCCUCUUGCAUAAUUCAAACCGCCAGGGACAUGUCAGAGCUGGCAUCGGUGGCCACGUAUCUGAAGGACCAUUUAUGCGGGCGCAACACCGUGGAGGAGCUCCACACCAACGGUCACCUGCCCCAUUUGAGCUCACCCACGCUUUUCACCACCAAGCUCCAUCGAACACUCUCGCGCUAG